This is a messenger RNA of Ilex paraguariensis (yerba mate), 690 nucleotides long. The record is from the annotation of a GenBank genome assembly. NCBI's taxonomy places the organism in Eukaryota, Viridiplantae, Streptophyta, Magnoliopsida, Aquifoliales, Aquifoliaceae.
AUGAACCUAAUUGCAUCUGAAUCGAAAGCUCUUAUAGUUUCAGUCGAGUACAGGCUCGCUCCAGAGCACCCUUUGCCUGCGGCUUAUGAAGAUUGCUGGGAUGCUACUCAGUGGGUCGCUUCACACGCCGUUGACGGAAAUGAUGAUGGUGGCGAUAAAGAACUCUGGUUGAUCAACCAUGGCGAUUUUGAGAGGAUUUUCAUUGGUGGGGACAGUGCUGGAGGUAAUAUUGUACAUAACAUCGCCAUGCGUGCUGGUGUUGAGAGCUUUCAUGGCGAUUUGAAGAUCUUGGGAGCUUUUAUUUCUUGCCCUUACUUCUGGGGAUCCAAGCCUAUGGGAUCGGAGCCGACUGAAAGCCGUGAACAGAUGUUGCUUUACAGAUUGUGGAUGCGUGCUUAUCCUUCGGCGCCUAGUGGCAUUGACAACCCAAUGAUCAAUCCAUUUGCCGGUGAUGCGCCAAGCUUGUCGGGGCUUGGAUGCUCGAAGGUGUUGGUGUGUGUUGCAGAGAAGGAUCAUCUAAGGGACAGAGGUGUACAUUAUGUUGAGGCUGUGAAGGAAGGAAGUGGAUGGAAAGGUGAAGUGGAGCUUGUUGAGGUUGAAGGAGAAGACCAUUGUUUUCACAUCAUCACUCCCGACACUGAGAGUGCAAAGAAUCUCGUAAAGCGCUUGGCUUCUUUUAUUGCACAGUGA